Messenger RNA from Guillardia theta CCMP2712, 2959 nucleotides. RefSeq lists its product as hypothetical. Lineage: Eukaryota; Cryptophyceae; Pyrenomonadales; Geminigeraceae. The record is from RefSeq and is a predicted model, not a curated record. Gene Ontology annotation, molecular function: cysteine-type endopeptidase activity; protein binding; cysteine-type deubiquitinase activity. Bases 8 to 2902 code for a protein of 964 amino acids. Gene Ontology annotation, biological process: regulation of protein stability; protein deubiquitination. The transcript is spliced from 39 exons. Gene Ontology annotation, cellular component: nucleus; cytosol.
AUGCCCGAUGUCCCGAUGGGAAAAAAAUGGCCAAACAACGCUUUUGAAGGCUGCUACAAACCGUCAAAUGCCGGAAGACGUUUCAGGCCAUCAGGCCUCGAGGCUAGAAAAGCGCAUUGUCCUGGCGAGUGCUCAAAAGGACAAGGGGAACGCGUUUUUCAAGGCUGAGAAGUUCGAGGAGGCAGCAGAGGCCUAUAUCAAAGCUUACAAACUCCUCAACGCCGUCGAGGUGGACGAGGAGCAUGAGGCCGAAAUAAGGACCAUUGCUGUGCAAAGCUUGACGAACUUGGCCCUGGUCUACCACCGACUCGGGAAGUAUCAGGAUGCGGUGAGGGCGUGUGGGGAAGUAUUGGAGCUCGACCCACAGAACGAAAAGGCUCUGUUCAGGCGAGGAUCCUCGUUGAAGGAACUGGGCAACUUCGAUGAGGCGCAAAAGGACAUCAAGGCGGUGCUGAGUCUGAACGGCAAGAAUCAAGAAGCGAUAAGGCUGCAGAAGGAGUGCGUUCGUGCGCGGAAAGAGCACCCCCCGUCCUCGUCCGAGGAGACCGUGUCGAGAGCGUUUGAAGGGAUGUUUUCCAAGCAGUCUCUCAUCAAAUCCGAGCACACCCCUUACGCUGGGCUCCGCAACGAGGGUGCUACCUGCUACCUCAACUCUGUCCUCCAAAUCAUUUUCCACCUACCAGCGAUCAGGAGAGUGAUCUUCCAGAUCCCAACCUCUCCCAGCGAUCGUCCCGAAGCCACGAACAAGGCUGGCGUCAUGUUGGCCCUACAACGCUUGCUCUACCAGAUGGAAGUAGAUGCGAAGGAGGAGAAGCCGUCGUCGGUAACUGAGGCUCCUGCUCGGCAGCUGAUCGCUUCCUUCGGAUGGGACUCUAGCGACACCCUCACUCAGCAGGUUCGGCUCUAUGGCGAGUCGGCUCUGUCUGAAUGCUCGUAUCAGGACGUCGGAGAGUUUGUGAAUAUCUUCCUCGAAACCAUUGAGGAGAACAUGAAGAACACGCCGGUCAAGGGGGAGAUCACGAGGCUGUGCGGGCUGGAGCAUCGAUACUUCGACAGGAUCCACAAACCCUCGCCGGACUCAGCGAAAUGGUUGAAAACUCGAGACGAGCCGCCUCACUGGGCGUCCAGUUCGGAUACAUCGAACGACAAGAAGAACAUCAGAGAGGCAAGUCAGAGCAUCAGCCCUGAGGUAGCGAACAACGCCACGGAGGCGGCGCUGCAGGUCCUGCUCAAGGAGCAGGAGCAGGGGCAGGAGCAGGGGCAUGAGCAGGAGCAGGGGCAGAAGAACUACAAGGAGGAGUCGGUGACAGAGCCGCUGAUGAUUCAUCACAUUCGUGAGUGUCACAACAUCUCAGAAGCGCUCAAGGCAAAUGAGCUUGAAGCCAAAAUCGCUGAGAUGGAGAAGAGCGAGAAUGUUGGAUACGGAAUACAACAGAUCGAGCGAAGUUUGCUGUUCAAGCGGGCUCCCCCCAUUCUCAUCGUCAACCUGCAGCGAGUUCAGUUCUCUCCCACUUUAGGCUUCGCGGAGAAAAUCAACAGCCGCUUUGAAUUCCCGGAGGAGCUCGAUCUUACAGAAUUCAUGGACAAAUCUGAACCAGUCGAUCCCACGGGACCGGCUAACUACAUCCUGCACUCGGUCGUGGUACACUCAGGUUAUUCGCAAGGAGGACACUACUACGCUUUCAUCCGGCCGGACCUGGGGAGAAAAGGAGGAGAGAGGAAAGAAGCGGGAGGAGUGCAGUGGCAAGCGGGAGCAAGAGUGGGAAGUGGUGGUGGUGGAGGACGAGAAAAGGAGGAGGGGGAGAAAGAGAAAGGGAGGAAAGAGGAGGUUCGCCCUGUCUCGCAAGACGACGCCAUGUCUGCCAACUUCGGAGGCGACACCCCUUCCGUCUACUCCAUGGGGCGGCCCAUGGCGAGCAUGCGGUCCCGCAGGUCUGAACUCGCGCGUUUUGACGGGGAUGACGAGCAGAGCAGCGCGUACAUGCUGGUCUACCUCAAGAGCUCCUGCCUGCCAGCACUCAUGGACACGGAGAAGAUGGAGAUCCCUCGGCAUGUCAUGGCCAACAAGAGCGAGAUGACCUCACUCCCUUCCUCAGUCCCGGUGCUCCUGCCCGAUGGCUAUGGGGUUGCCGGGCAGAGGGAUGGCAAGUCUCGAUCGCAGGAGGAGAAUGGCACCAGCCGAUCCAAGAGCGAGAGGAGGAGCGGGAGCCUGCGCGGAGCUCUCGUGCAGGUGCCGGUCGCCAAUAUCGAGGAAUGCACAGUCGGGAAAUUCAUAGAGCUGGUUCAGUCCAAGUGCAAGUCGAUGGAGUGUCCUCUCGAACCUCCGCCAGUGCGGGACUUUCUCGGUGGGAUUUUUCCUCGAGGAUCGGGAAGGGAGUCAGCUAGUAGAGAUUUGAACUACAAGCCAGAGCUCAGACUCUGUCUAACGCAGCUGAAGGAUCAUGAAAUAGUCAACGUGUUCGGCGAGAAAACGAUGCUGUCUUCCAUCAACUCUACUUACCUUCUUCGUCUCGAGUGGUACGACGCCAAUCCUGAUGUCCUCAACGUUCCAGUGUUUCAUCACGUACAGACUGCGAGUAUGAUCAAACCGACCGGAGACCCUUGUCUCGUUCCUGUCUUCAAGAACGACAAAUUCGAAGAUGUCAUGUUGCGAGUCGCCCAGCGCUCUGGGCUGCAUGUCGAGAAAGACUGGCAGAUGUACUGGAACGGCCGCGAGCAAGAGCUGCAGAGGAUCAGCCGAGGAGAGCUUAUGCUCACCGAUGACCUUGCUCCCCGCGAUCCGCGCCUGGUCAUCCUUCAUGACCAACCAUUCGACAGUCCAAGCUCGCAAGACUUCUUCUCCUUCAUGUCGUAUGGGUUGACGCAGGAGAAAGGAAUCAGGAUAGGACAGAGCGGGAGGUGAGGGCGGGUCAAACCUUGUCAGCUUUUAUAUACAAAGAGACCCCUGUGGAGGAAACGC